GCUAAACACGGGGGUUCCAUUUUCUGAGUAGUAAAUUGGGGGAAAUUAGAUUCUUCACAGUUGUUGAGGGCUUUGACAGAUGGGUCAUUGUACAUGGUGACGGUCUUCUCAGAUUCAAAUUCCUGAAACGUCACACCCCUCUACUCUCUCCUCACAUCGCCAAUCAGAUUCGCCACGCCCGACCUUCCACCUAGGGUUUCCACCUCAAAUUCCAGAUUUUCUCCUCCGUCAAUUUCGACCGUUGCCUCCUCUUUUCAAAUGCGCUGCUCCUGUAGAUCCGUGGCGGGAUUCGCUUCACUUUGAAUUUCCUUCUCCCAAAAAACAAAUACAGGUACAUGGUUGAGGAGCUUCCUCAAGCAGAGGAGGCCUGAUAUAAAAUCCAGUAGUCGUGUUCAAUCUCUCUGCCUCUUAAUUACCUGAGGAAGUAACUUACGGAUAAUUAAGACUACUGGAUAAUGGAGUGCAACAAAGAUGAGGCAGUUCGGGCCAAAGAAAUAGCAGAGAGGAAAUUUUCAGAAAGGGAAUAUGUUGGUGCAAAGAAAUUUGCUCUCAAGGCUCAAAAUCUGUAUCCUGAUUUGGAGGAUAUUACCCAGCUCUUGACAACAAUUGAUAUUUAUAUAUCUGCUGACAAUAAAGUAAGCGGAGAAAUGGAUUGGUAUGGUAUACUUGGAGUGAGUCCCUUUGCUGAUGAGGAGACUGUCAGGAAGCAAUACAGGAAGCUGGCUCUCACCCUUCACCCUGACAAAAACAAGUCUUUGGGUGCAGAGGGUGCAUUUAAGUUGGUUUCAGAGGCAUGGAGUUUGUUAUCAGAUAAGACCAAGAGACUCGAAUAUAACCAGAAGAGGAGUUUGAAAGGAUUCCAGCAUAAUACUUCCAACCAUGUUGGAUCUAAAUCAGAUGCACCCAGUUCAAAUGGUUUUUACAAUUUAAAGAAGAAUGUAACUUCAAAUGUCAGGACUGGAAAUAAUAAUGGUCGGGCACCUUCAACUGCAGUUCCUCCUCCACAUAAAAAAGCUGAUACCUUUUGGACGAUCUGCAAUCGGUGCAGGACACAUUAUGAAUAUCUCAGGAUUUAUUUGAAUCACACCCUUUUAUGUCCAAACUGUAAUGAAGCUUUUGUUGCUGUAGAGAGGGGUCCACCACCAAAUGUUUUUAAGCCACCAAAUUGGUCUUCUCAUCAACAACGACAUCAAAAUUCUCAACACCAUGCUGGAAGUAAUAAUACAAACUUUCAGUGGGGUUCUCACAAUAGAAUGGCUGGUUUUGGUAGCACAGAUGGAUCAACAUCUGUUGCAGCUCAAGCUGCAAGUGUUGUGCAACAGGCAAGUGAGAAAGUAAGGAGAGAGGGUUCCUUUCACAAAGCUGAAAAACCUAUGAAAAAAAGAAGGACAGAUGAUAUUCGAGUUAAUGGCUAUCAAGGAUACAUGGCUAAUCAUAUGACCGGGGGACAUGGAGCAGCUGGCUUGGGAAGCUUUUCUGAAUCAGGAAAGGCUAACUUGGAAGCAGAAAGGAAUUAUGGUUUUUCAGGUCUGCCUGGCAAGCAUUACAGCACAAGGGAAUUGUCAAUGUUUGAAUUACGAAACAUGUUGAUGGACAAGUCACGCAAUGUAAUUCGUAAGAAACUUCAAGAAUGGAAAUCAAUGGCUGAAGCUAAGAUUAACAGGGAUAAAGAAAAUAAGAGACAGAAAAGCACAUUAACAACUGGUUCAGAAAAGCUGAGAGAGCCUGCUGUCAAUGGUAACAGGCAUCCAAACAUUGAUUCUUUCCCUGUCAGAAGUGACCAAGCUUAUGUUACCAUCAAUGUUCCAGACCCUGAUUUUCAUAACUUUGAUUUGGACAGAGAUGAAAGUUCCUUUGCCGAGGACCAGGUGUGGGCUGCGUACGACGAAGAUGAUGGAAUGCCUCGAUAUUACGCUAGAAUUCACAAGGUGAUCUCUAUAAAGCCAUUUAAAAUGAGGAUCAGUUGGCUUAAUUCUCGAAGCAACAGCGAAUUGGGCCCAAUAGAUUGGGUGGGCUCUGGUUUUUAUAAGACUUGUGGGGAUUUCAGAACUGGCAAGCACGAAAUAUCUGAAUCAUUAAAUUCUUUCUCUCACAAGGUUAGGUGGACAAAAGGCACGAGAGGUGUUGUUCGCAUCUUUCCUGGAAAGGGGGAAGUCUGGGCUCUUUACAGGAACUGGUCUCCUGAUUGGAAUGAACAUACCCCAGAUGAAGUGAUACACAAGUAUGAUAUGGUGGAGGUGCUCGAAGAUUUCAAUGAAGAACAGGGCAUAUUAGUUACCCCUCUAGUUAAGGUAAUUGGUUUUAGGACUGUGUUUCAAAGGCAUGCAGACCGUGAUCAGGAGAAGAGGAUUCUUAAAGAGGAAAUGUUUCGAUUCUCUCAUCAGGUUCCUAAUUGCUUGUUGACUGGCCAAGAAGCUCAGAAUGCUCCAAAGGGUUGUCGAGAGUUGGAUCCAGCCGCUACUCCUUUAGACCUCCUUCAGAUAACCACAGAAGCUAAUGAGACAUCAGAUAAUGCAUAGGAUCUAUGGGGAAGAAAUGAGGCUCGCUUCACCUGCUGUGAAAUGGGACAGAGAAUGCAUAAAAACCUUGUAGAGCAGAAAUGUUAAACGAGGGUAGUAAACAGAAAAAAAAAAGAAUGCAAAGGAUAGAAAUGUUUGUGUGACUGAUGAUGCAAUAGGCUUGAGAAAUCAAAAUGAAGAUUGAUGAAAAUACAGUCUUUCACGACUCUUUCAUUUUGUAAGGCCUGACAAAGAUAUUUUAUAGUAAACUUUUGGUGUUACAUAUGGGUCGAAGGGAUCCACAGCUUUUCGGUUUUUGUUGUAUAAUUUCCAGACAUGGCAGUUAUCAUUCAUCGUUCUGCAAGCAAAAUGAAUAGACUAGUUCUGGCAUUUCAUGUCGUCCUAUGCCUGGUGCUUUACUCUUCCAGUUUAUGGACGUGCAUGUUCUGUCUUGUGUGAUAAACUCGUGAGUUUUAAUUACAUCUGAUUCAUUUCCUAA
Molecule: messenger RNA, 2997 nt
Organism: Vigna umbellata (rice bean)
Lineage: Eukaryota; Viridiplantae; Streptophyta; Magnoliopsida; Fabales; Fabaceae
Product: DnaJ heat shock amino-terminal domain protein
Source: RefSeq, a predicted model, not a curated record